Emys orbicularis (European pond turtle) is the source of this 855-nucleotide messenger RNA. RefSeq names its product myozenin 3 (gene MYOZ3). The coding region runs from base 1 to 855 and encodes 284 amino acids. Gene Ontology annotation, molecular function: telethonin binding; actin binding; FATZ binding. Gene Ontology annotation, cellular component: Z disc; actin cytoskeleton. The transcript has 6 exons. Lineage: Eukaryota; Metazoa; Chordata; Testudines; Emydidae. The record is from RefSeq and is a predicted model, not a curated record.
AUGUGUGAGCCCUGCUGGGCUUCUGCUUCUUUUCCAGGUGAGAAGAUGUUCCCAAUUAUGCAUUCGGACCACACCCGAGAGAGAAAAAGGCAGGCGAUGGCCAUCGUGAGGGAGAUGAUGGGAGACGGCCCCCAGCUGGACCUGGGGAAGAAGGUCAGCAUCCCACAGGAUCUGAUGGUGGAAGAGCUGUCUCUGCAGACAAACAGGGGCUCCCAGCUGUUCCAACAGAGGCAGAAGCGGGUGCAGAAGUUCAUCUUGGAGCAUCCUACUGGCUACAGAGCCAGCUCAAGCACGAUGGCAGCAGGCGGCUCGCACGGCGCGGCUGAGGGGGACCUGGCGGGAAGACCGGACGCGUGGCUGUCUGCCCAGGGCCAGGAGAACUAUCGCACUGAGCUUCACGUGGCAGCAGCAGGCCAGGGGACCCCUCCCAAAGUGCCCAAGAAGACAAACAAAGUCCUACAAAUGAGUAAAGCCCUCAAUCCCGAGUCCCUGGCCCCAGGCUACUCUGGACCGCUGAAGGAAGUCCCACCAGAGAAGUUCAACUUCACUGCCAUCCCCAAGGGCUACUGUUCCCCUUGGCAGGAAUUCCUCUUCAGUGAGGACUACCGGAUGGAGAGCAAGAGCCAGCUGCCUGAACUGCCCAGGAAACCCAGCCACUUCGAGUUGAGGAGCUUCAACAGGACUCCGACCCCGUUUGGUGGAGUGCUGCUCAAUGACAUGUUCACUGUGCCUGGGUUGGAGAUGGAGGCUCAGACAGACACCCUGAACAGCUUGGAGCUCGUCUGGAAUAGACCCAGCUUUAACAGAGCACCCCAGGGCUGGGUACGGAUUUUACCAGAGACAGAAGAGCUGUAA